ACAAGAGCAGUAUUAUCGAUCGUCUUGAACGAGAGGACUUUUCUCUGCACACAAAGUAUCUCUGUCUGUUACUCGUUGUGUUUUUAAGGAUAGCAAAUCACUCAAGCGAGAAAGUCGCUGAGGUGGCAACACUACGCGUCGGUCAACCGUGAGAGAGAGAGAGAGAGAGAGGGAGAGAGAGAGGGAGCCAGAGAGGGAGCGAGAGAGAGGAUGCCAGCAGCAGAGGACUCGUAUGAGGCACCGCUUGGCCGGACCGGUCCAUACCAUGAUGUAUGAAGAGCAGGACCGGUCCAUACCAUGAUGUAUGAAGAGCAGGACCGGUCCAUACCAUGAUGUAUGAAGAGCAGGACCGGUCCAUACCAUGGAUGUAUGAAGAGCAGGACCGGUCCAUACCAUGGAUGUAUGAAGAGCAGGACCGGUCCAUACCAUGGAUGUAUGAAGAGAACCGGACCGGUCCAUACCACCCAUUCUCAAAUACAAGCUCUCUCCCUGUCGACCCUUUUUGGGUCGGACUCUGCAUAAUUGAGCAAUAAGUGAAGCAUCCGAACGUCACUUCAGAGUAUUGUCUAUUUCCUAAUGUAACAUUUGUUUGCGAGACCUUGAGUUGAAUCGACUGAGAUGUUCAGGAGAACAUUACCGACCCACUGACAUAUUUGCAACCGUUCCAUGAUGGGUGUCAAUAAAGUUGUGGACAACAUCUGUCAGCUGUCUCCAGAUCUGUUGACUGAAGCAUGUCAGCACAUUCUGAUUUAUCUUCAGGGGCAAACCGGAGGAGUUGAUUCAGCUGAAAUUUCUGAGAGGUUUCAGAGAGCUGGAGUCAGACUCGACCAUGAAGCUCUGCAGAACAUGAUCAGAUUUCUCCUGUUAACAUUCAGGUCCGCUGGGAAGAACCGCCUCUCUGGGGACGACCUAGUCUCGAGGCUGGAGGAAGAAGGCCACCACGCGUGGCCGAAGGGAUCCCUGAAGGUGUUUCACGGGCUGUGGAGUGAACACGGUGCGUCGGUCCACGCUCAGCAGGAGGUCCAGGCCGCGCUCAGCAUCGGCCAGCUGGUGGACGUGCAGUGGAAGCUCGGCAUGGCGAUGAGCUCUGACACCUGCCGCUCGCUCAACUCCCCGUACGUGUCUCUGCUGCUGAAGGUCGUCGAGCCCUCUGGGCAGAUGCGUCACAGGUCUUUUGAGAUGACCGUGCCACAGUUCCAGAACUUUCACAAGCAGUUCAAGGAGAUGGCAGCUGUCAUGGAGACGGUGUGACUGGUACAAGCUAAGGGCUCAUGGAACCAUCAGAGAACAGCUUGACACGCGUCUGUCGUCU
Messenger RNA from Pseudoliparis swirei, 1312 nucleotides. RefSeq names its product COMM domain containing 6 (gene commd6). The record is from RefSeq and is a predicted model, not a curated record. The coding region runs from base 667 to 1251 and encodes 194 amino acids. Lineage: Eukaryota; Metazoa; Chordata; Actinopteri; Perciformes; Liparidae. The transcript is spliced from 8 exons. Gene Ontology annotation, molecular function: NF-kappaB binding.